GGAUCUCUCCUGCUUUGUCGUAGAUUCUCUUCAUCCUAGGGCAUGACCGUCACCUGAUCGUCGACCAGCUCAGGCAGCGAGCGAGUCAGGCAUCAACCAGGAUACACUCAUAUCCAUUGGUUCGCCAUACACCCAUACAGCAUAUAUCCUACUCCCACUUCGGUCCCUCAGGUACCUAUACCAACCUAGGUAUAUUAUGGGAUAUAUCAAGUUUCUGCUGCAUUUCCCCUCCUUCGUACAUUCUGUUCAUCCUCCAUGCAUGUCAUUCCAUGCACGCUGAUGCUCCAGAUGGAGGCGCAAUCCCGGCGGUGAGGUGGUAAUUACCAUACCAAAAUUACCCACCAUCCUCCUCCUCCACUGCGCCAUCCCGAUCAUUUCCUAUUCCGCUCCGGAUUAUUCCUUGUCAUCAUUCAUCGCCAGCUCCUCCCCGGCCUCAAAUCACCGUGUCAUAAACUUCUCGAACAACCAUUGCUCUCUCAAUCCGCCUUCAAGCCACUUCCCUCCAGUCUGACCCCCCAUGCUCCGGCCAUGGCUACGUCAAUGCCCCCGGACUGUCCGCGCGCUCUGUCCCCGAUGCCAACGUGAUCCUCCCCGAUUUCUACCCAUCGUCUCCAACCCGAUUCCUCGACGGUCCCUCCAAACCUCGACAACCGACUCUUCGGAUCGGGUUCCCUUACGCAAACAACUCAAGCAAGAUGCAAAGUCGCUCAAGGCUCACAAGCGCCAGAGGAGGGAAAGUGAAGAAGCAUCCCGCCAGAAGUGGGAGUUGACGGUGGGAAUUGAGACCCACGCGCAGCUAAACACGGAUGCCAAAUUGUUUUCGCGCGCUUCAACCUCCUCCACGGACUUGCCCAACUCCAACGUCGCACUCUUCGACCUCGCUUUCCCCGGAUCACAACCGGAAUUCCAAAUCGCGACCCUUCUUCCUGCCCUGCGCGCUGCCAUCGCCUUGAAUUGCGACAUCCAACCCGUGAGUCGGUUCGAUCGAAAACACUAUUUCUAUCAAGACCAACCGGCGGGCUACCAGAUCACCCAGUACUAUGAGCCCUUUGCGCGAAACGGCCAUGUCGACCUCUUCCCCCACGACGGAAUUGCGCCGGAAGACGGCGACCAGGUGCGCAUCGGCAUCAAGCAGGUUCAACUCGAACAGGACACCGCCAAGUCCCAGGAAUACCCACCCUCCGCCCAGCUCCUCGAUUUCAAUCGCGUGUCCCACCCGCUCAUCGAGAUUAUCACCAUGCCCCAGAUCCACACCCCUGCCACGGCCGCCGCCUGUGUACGGAAAAUCCAGGCCAUCCUCCAGUCUUGCAGUGCGGUGACCACGGGCAUGGAGUUUGGUGGCCUCCGCGCCGACGUCAAUGUCUCGAUCCGUCAACGCGGCGAGGUGGCCGGUGCGCACCACUACGGGGGAGUGACUGGCCUUGGCCAACGCACCGAGAUCAAAAAUCUCAGUAGCUUCAAAGCCGUUGAGGACGCCAUUAUCGCAGAGAAGAACCGGCAGAUCGCCGUCCUGGAAAGUGGAGGCGUGGUGGAAGGCGAGACCCGUGGUUGGACGAUUGGUAGCACCGAGACGCGCAAGCUCCGAGGCAAAGAGGGUGAAGUGGACUACCGGUACAUGCCGGAUCCCGAUAUCCCGCCGUUAUACAUCGGUCCGGAUUUGGUUUCGGGGCUGAGGAAGACGCUCCCCACCGCCUCGGACGCGUUGAUCGCGACCUUGGUGGGCUCCGAAUACCAGCUCCCCAUCGAAGAUGCCAAGCCCUUGGUCGAGCUGGACGACGGUGCCCGUCUGGAGUACUAUCAGGAUGUGGUGGACGUCCUGCGGGAUCUGCAGAGCGAUCAAGAUCCGAAAGCCCAGGCCGGUCUCGGCCGCGCGGCUGGCAACUGGGUUCUCCACGAACUAGGGGGGCUGUGGACCAAAUCGGAUCUUGCGUGGGACGCGGAUCGAGUUCCCGCAUCGUCGUUGGCAGCGCUCAUCGAUCAGCUACAGCGGAAACAUGUCACCGGUCCGACGGCAAAGCAGGUACUCGCCAUGGUGUUUGACGGGGAUGCCCGGUCCAUCCCCCAGCUCCUGGAGGAGGAAAAUCUACUGCUGCGCCCACUGUCACGGGAGGAGUACCUGGCGCUCGCCGAGGAGGCGAUAAGUCAGAAUCCCCAGAUGGUCGAGCAGAUCCGCAGCAAGAACCAGCUAGGCAAACUCGGGUGGUUCGUCGGACACAUGAUGCGCACGGGGGAGAAGGGUCGGGUGGAAGCGCAGAAGGCGGACUCGGUACUCCGCGAGCUCAUCCUGGGCCCACCGUAGAUGGUGGGGACUAUGACUUGAUGAAAUUUCGGUUUCUGGCCGUUGGAAUAGCGGGCCCUCUGUACCAUAAGCUCGGAUAUAGAGAGAUUUUAUCUACUAGAGAACUGGGACGGGCUAAGUUGAAAUUGGCGCCGUCUCAGAUAAUGAUACCCAUUGGUCACAACAAACCCUGACAAGCCACCGUCCACAUACCAUCCCUUUCCCCAAAAAAUAAAAAUAAAAAAUAAAA
Molecule: messenger RNA, 2528 nt
Organism: Aspergillus candidus
Lineage: Eukaryota; Fungi; Ascomycota; Eurotiomycetes; Eurotiales; Aspergillaceae
Product: glutamyl-tRNA(Gln) amidotransferase subunit PET112
Exons: 4
Coding region: 518-2299 (593 amino acids)
Biological process (GO): mitochondrial translation; glutaminyl-tRNAGln biosynthesis via transamidation
Molecular function (GO): glutaminyl-tRNA synthase (glutamine-hydrolyzing) activity
Source: RefSeq, a predicted model, not a curated record